AGAUGUCGGUGGGAGCUGGCCAGGAAAGCGGGAGGCCCCUCAAAGGGCCUUUGAGAGCCGAAGACACCUCCACUCGAGUGAUCACCACCGUCUUCAUUGCACUCCUCAUUGACCUUUUGGGCUUCACACUCAUCUUGCCGCUCCUGCCUUCCAUCCUCGAUCACUACAGCAAGAACGAUGAUGGAUUGUACAUGACCUUGCAGCACGGGGUGGACAGGUUUGCCGCAAUGGUUGGUGUGCCUCCGGAAAGGAAGUACAACAGUGUCUUGUUCGGAGGUCUGAUUGGCUCCAUGUUCUCCAUCCUCCAGUUCUUGGCCUCUCCCCUCACAGGGGCUGCAUCGGAUUGCUUCGGGAGGAGGCCAGUCCUGCUCUUGACUGUGGUGGGCCUGAUAGCCUCCUAUUCCUUGUGGGCUGUUUCUAGGAGCUUUGAGCUCUUCCUCUUCUCCAGAGUCAUUGGUGGAAUCAGCAAAGGGAACGUCAGCCUCUCCACAGCCAUCAUUGCUGAUCUGGGCUGUCCGCGAGCACGAAGCAAGGGCAUGGCAAUGAUUGGCGUGGCCUUCUCCUUGGGCUUCACCCUGGGCCCCCUGCUGGGAGCAUCCCUGGCCCUGGAGACGGAGAAGGGAGAACUCUUCUAUCUUUGGGCAGCUCUCUUCGCUGUCAUGUUUGCAGUUGCUGACCUGGCUUUCAUUUUCUUCUUGCUACCAGAGACGCUCCCCAAAGAAAAACGGGUGUCCUCUGUGACUUCUGGUUUUCAGUCAGUCACCGGCCUCCUCAGUCCAUGGGCUUUGUUCCAGUUCUCUGCAGUAAGCCACAGAAUGGAUCCCCCAUCAAAAAAGAAUCUCAGGAUCUUAGGGCUGGUGUAUUUCCUUUAUCUCUUCUUGUUCUCUGGUCUGGAAUACACUCUGAGUUUUCUCGUCCAUCAGCACUUCCAGUUCAGCAGCAUGCAACAAGGGAAGAUGUUUUUCUUCAUUGGAAUUACAAUGGCCUUGAUCCAGGGUGGCUACACUCGCCAAAUCAAGCCAGGAAAAGAACUCAAGACUGUAAAAAGGGCAAUUUUGUUGUCAAUUCCUGCUUUCCUUUUAAUCGGCUGGAGUGGAGGCAUGAUCCACUUGAGUGCAGGAUUGCUGCUCUACUCCUUUGCUGCCGCCGCCGUGGUCCCUUGUUUGUCCACAGUUGUCUCAGGCUAUGGGCCUGCAAGCCAAAAAGGAGCCGUGAUGGGCAUCUUAAGGAGCCUGGGGGCCCUCGCCAGAGCCAUGGGGCCCAUCCUGUCCGCUGCAGUCUACUGGCUGGUGGGAGCCGAAGUCUGUUUCACUGCCUGUGCCUUUUUGUUCUUGAUCCCCUUCGUCCUGCUUGGAGGCAUCCAGGAGCAAGCAAAAGAAGAAUAAGCAGCCCUGCCGUUUCCCCAGGAAUGCAGCUAUGGCUGGCCAAGAAAGCCGUUUAUGGGGCCUCGUCUGG
Heteronotia binoei (common prickly gecko) is the source of this 1455-nucleotide messenger RNA. It is a transcript of the gene SLC75A1, whose product is annotated as major facilitator superfamily domain containing 10. NCBI's taxonomy places the organism in Eukaryota, Metazoa, Chordata, Lepidosauria, Squamata, Gekkonidae. Gene Ontology annotation, cellular component: brush border membrane. The transcript has 12 exons. Gene Ontology annotation, biological process: transmembrane transport. The record is from RefSeq and is a predicted model, not a curated record. Gene Ontology annotation, molecular function: transmembrane transporter activity. Bases 3 to 1385 code for a protein of 460 amino acids.